This is a messenger RNA of Acaulospora morrowiae, 2283 nucleotides long. The record is from the annotation of a GenBank genome assembly. Lineage: Eukaryota; Fungi; Glomeromycota; Glomeromycetes; Diversisporales; Acaulosporaceae.
AUGAACGGUUCGAGUUACACUUUACGCAUUGAUGUUAUUGAAGGUAGUAAAUUGGCUCCGAAAGAUAGAAAUGGACUUUCUGAUCCCUAUAUUGAUAUUCAGAUAGGAGAACACACCUAUACCACGCAGGUCAUUGAUAAAAACCUUAACCCUCGUUGGGAUGCUUCAUUUGAUCAUAAAUUCAAUGCAUCUGAACCCCCCAAGGAAAUCCGUUUUACCUGCUGGGACAAGGAUUUUGUCGGUCGCGAUUAUAUGGGAGAGAUUCGUUUUGAUUUGUUGGACAUUUGGAAGAAAAAUAGCAUCGGUUAUUCUGAUGAAACCAAUAAACCUCAAUGGUACCCGUUAAUUUCACUUAAAAAAAAAGAAAAGGUUUCGGGUCAAAUCUUGAUCAAAAUUGGGCUUGUUGAAGACAAAGGAGAAAAAUUGAGCCUUUCAGAAUGGAGUUUUAUUGAAAUCGUAUGUGCAAAAGACCUUCCUGCGGAAAGAAAUGUGACCGGCUUGGGAUUUGACAUGGAUCCAUUCGUCGUUGUUUCAUUUGCCAGGAAUACAUUCCGUACAAAAAUUAUCAAUCACAACUUAAAUCCUGAAUGGAACGAAAAGUUUCAUUUUCCCAUAAAGAAAAACGAAUCCAAAUAUUUAAUCAAAUUUACCAUUUAUGAUUGGGACAAAUUCAGCGGGAAUGAUCUUGUUGCUUCUCAAUCCUUUCCGAUAGAAGAGUUGAUGGGUGACCACUUUAAAGCUACCAAAGAAACUGAAGAAGAUUUCGUAGAGAAAGAGCUUCCUCUUAAAGUCCUUUCCAGAGAAAAGUUUAAUAAAGAAUAUAAGCCAACGCUCAUGAUAAAACUGAAAUUUAUGUCGUAUGAACAACUAAGAUCUAAAUUUUGGAUGGCAUUGGCAAAGAUUUAUGACUCGGAUGACAAUGGAGUGUUGGAUUAUGUUGAAAUUGAGACCAUGUUGAAUAGUCUGGGUUCUUCACUCACCAAUGAUACGUUGUCGACAUUCUUUACCCGUUUUGCAAAAGAUCCGCUUAGAGAUGGAUUAGAAUUUGUAGAGUUGGUUUCAUGUUUGGAGAAACAAUUGGAAAUUUCUCAGAAGAGUGCCACCGAUGACGGUGAAGAAGCCGAUAAUGAACAUGUCAUAUAUAUUAAAGAAUGCCCGAUCUGUCAUAAGCCAGAUCUUUCUAAACUCAACGAAUCUGACAUUAUUACUCACGUUGCAAUCUGUGCUAGUGAUGAUUGGGGAAAAGUUGACUCGUUUGUGACAGGAGACUUUGUGACCGAAUCUCAAGCACAGAGGAAAUGGGUGACUAAGAUUAUCUCAAAAGUUGGAUUCGGCGGUUACGAGAUUGGAAUCGAUAGUGCAAACAUCAUUGUACAAGACCGCACAACGGGACAUGUGGUUGAAGAAAAGAUGGCGACCUAUGUCCGUCUGGGAAUUCGUCUUUUAUACAGAGGCAAAGGUGCUAGCAUUGAUUCAAAAAGAACCCAGAAUGUCUUGCGUAGUCUCACUCUUAAGCAAGGCAAAAAAUACGAUAAGCCAUCGUCCACUAAAGACAUAGCUCCAUUCAUUAAAUUCCACAACUUGAACGUAGACGAGGUUCUGGAACCACAGGAUUCUUUCAAAAAUUUCAAUGAAUUCUUCUAUCGUAAAUUGAAGCCAGGUGCGAGACCAUGUGAUUCUCCCGAUGAUCCGCACGUUCUGGUCAGUCCGGCAGAUUGUCGGAUGAUGGCUUUUCCAACUAUUGACAAGGCAACAGAAUUAUGGAUCAAAGGACAAAGCUUCUCUCUUGCUAAAUUGAUUAAUGAUGAAAACGUUGCAAAGGAGUUUGAAGGUGGUUCUUUGGGUAUUUUUAGGUUGGCGCCACAGGACUAUCACAGAUUUCAUUUUCCGGUAGAAGGAGAAUUAAGCGAGCCUACUCAAAUCCCGGGAUCUUACUACACUGUGAAUCCGAUAGCCAUUCGUUCCGAACUUGAUGUGUACGGUGAGAACAAGCGUGCCGUUUCUUAUAUUAAUUCUCCUCAGUUUGGUAAAGUUGCAUUUGUGGCAAUUGGUGCCAUGAUGGAUAGAGGUGAUUCAUACUUUUCUCUCUUUAGUACCCCGUCCACUCACGUGAAGAGAACCGAAGAACAUGGUUAUUUCGCUUUUGGUGGUAGCACGGUCGUCCUUCUUUUCCAGAAGGGAACGAUGUUUUGGGAUGAAGAUAUUUUGGAGAAUUCUGGGUCGCGUUUGGAAACCUUGGUUCGCGUCGGUAUGCAAGUCGGAAAAUCAGCAUACCAUCAUUAA